Messenger RNA from Peromyscus californicus insignis, 2296 nucleotides. RefSeq names its product MIF4G domain containing (gene Mif4gd). Gene Ontology annotation, cellular component: cytosol. Gene Ontology annotation, biological process: regulation of translational initiation. The record is from RefSeq and is a predicted model, not a curated record. The coding region runs from base 994 to 1836 and encodes 280 amino acids. Lineage: Eukaryota; Metazoa; Chordata; Mammalia; Rodentia; Cricetidae. The transcript has 4 exons. Gene Ontology annotation, molecular function: RNA binding; protein binding; translation activator activity.
UUUUGGUUUUUUCGAGACAGGGUUUCUCUGUGUAGCUUUGCGCCUUUCCUGGAACUCGCUUUGGAGACCAGGCUGGCCUCGAACUCACAGAGAUCCGCCUGGCUCUGCCUCCUGAGUGCUGGGAUUAAAGGCGUGUGCCACCAGCGCCCGGCGUACUUUGGUCUCUUAAUCAUUUAUUUAUUUUUAUUUAAUUCUAUUAUUUGGCACAGAAGCUCUCAGUGUAGCCCUGGCUAGCCUACAGCUCACUAUGUAGGCCAAGGUGGCCUCAAACUCAGGUCAGCAUGCCUCCUGAGUGCUAGGAUUAAAGGUGAGUGCCACACCUGGCAGUAUACAAUUAAAUUUUUUUAAGAUUUAGUUUAUUUAUAUGUAUAACUACUUGUACCAACAUAUGCAGUGCUUGUGAAGGCAAAAGAGGGUGUCUGGUCCUCCGGAGCCGGAGUUACAGGCAGCUGUGAACAACCCAGUGUGGGAGCUGGGAAUCGAACCUGGGUCCUCUGCAAAAGCAAGUUCUCUUAACUACUGAGACAUGGCUUCAACUCCCCUGUUUCCUGAUUGGGUAACGAGGGUCCUACGUGCGAGCUGCCCUGCGCAGGGUUACAAGCAACUUCUUGGAGACUGUUUUCAUUGGUGUGGUUGCUUUGUGUCCAGCCUUUGGCUUUACACACAGUGGACAGGCAGAGUGCUCAUCCCUAAAUUACACCCUUUACACCUCCAACUUUGAUUUUUUUUUUCUAGACGGGAUCUCACUAUGUAGCUCUGGCUGACCUGGAACUUGCUCUGUAGACCAGGUUGGCCUGUCUUGCCUCUCAAGCCCUAGAAUUAUAGGUGUUCACCACUCAACCCAGCUUUCUUUUUUUGAGAGAGGGUCUCAUGUAGUUCAGGCUUUCCUGGAACUCUGCAUGUAGCCAAGGGUAACCCUUACCUCUAGAUCCUUCUUGUUUCUACCUCCUGAGUGCCGUCUGGCUGGUUUUCCCUUCCUCUUUUAAGCAUGUGAUGGGGGUGCUCUGUUGCAAACAUCUCAGGUCUUUGGGUGUUGUGGUACAAGACUUUAAUCCAGUACUCAGGAAGCAGAGGCAGGCAAAUCUCUGUGGGUCUGAGGCCUGGUCUACAUCGAGUGUUCCAGGCCAGCCAAAGCUACAUGGUGAGACCCUCUCUCAAAGAAAAACAGAAGCCACCUUCAAUCCUCAGCAGAUGGAGGCAAGUGUGAUCACGCAGGCAGCUCUAGACUCCCCUCCUGUCUCUACCCCAGAUCCAGGUGCUGUGGACUUGGAGAAAGUGGCCAAUGUGAUUGUGGACCAUUCUCUGCAGGACUGUGUGUUCAGCAAGGAAGCAGGACGGAUGUGCUACGCCAUCAUCCAGGCAGAGAGUAAGCAAGCAGGCCAGAGUGUCUUCCGUCGUGGGCUCCUUGACAGGCUCCAGCGGGAGUAUCAGGCCCGGGAGCAGCUUCGAGCCCGCUCCCUGCAGAGCUGGGUCUGCUAUGUCACCUUCAUCUGCAACAUCUUUGACUACUUGAGGGUGAACAACAUGCCCAUGAUGGCCCUGGUCAACCCUGUCUAUGACUGUCUCUUCCAGCUGGCCCAGCCUGAGAGUCUAAGUAGGGAAGAGGAGGUUGACUGUCUGGUACUGCAACUGCACCGGGUUGGGGAGCAGCUGGAGAAGAUGAAUGGGCAGCGCAUGGAUGAGCUCUUUGUCCUGAUCCGGGAUGGCUUCCUGCUCCCAAUAGGCCUCAGCUCCCUGGCCCGGCUGCUGCUGCUGGAGAUCAUUGAGUUCCGGGCAGCUGGCUGGAAAACCACUCCUGCUGCCCAUAAGUAUUAUUACAGUGAGGUUUCUGACUGAGCUAGGCUCCACAUGUCGAUGGCUAUGCACACCUUCCUGUGACCUUCCUUUCCAGUUGGCCUCGUAGACCUUUCCAGACUCACCUUCCCUCGCUCUGGAGUUGUGGAGAAAUCGAACAGACCUGGUCUUCCUCCAAGUCCUUUCAGCUUCUUUCUCCCACUUCUUCCUGGGCCAGGCAGGGAAGGCAACUCCUAACAACCACUGAGCUGUGAACCACUGCUGCAAUAAUACCUUGGUGCCUCAGUUUCCCCAUCUGUAAAAUGGGCAAUCACAGCCAUUGGUGGGAUGCUUUGGGAUGUUAAGGGCAGAAAGAGUACAAAUUACAAGAGAAGUAGAGUGUUUUAUACAUUUUGUACAAAGACUACUGUGGAGAUAAGCCUGUGUACUCCAGUCAGUUUUCAUGAGUGACAGUGUCUCACCAGGUUGGAGGGGUUUCUAAUAAAUCUUUUCUGAAACCAAA